AUGGAACCAACUCAGGAAGUUCAAAAAGUGCUUACUGAGUGCGUCAAUAAGACUAUCGACUUCGACCAAUAUUUAAAAUGCUUCGAGCAGUCGUUGGUUCGACCAAGUGGAGACAUCUCAGAUCAGUCAUUGAUGGAGAAAGUUCAACACGUUGCAGAUCUCGUGACUGGAGAGAAGUUGUUGCGCCUCAACGAAUUAGUCCAAAUUUUCAACUCACAGGCAGAAGUGCUUUAUCUGUAUUACACAAGUUAUUAUACUCAACUUGUCUCACUUCUUGAUUCGCAGUCCCAAAAAAGGAUAGUGACACAAGACGAACGAAGUUAUAAAAUAUCAUGUCUUCGAGCUCUUUUUGGAAAUAUUUAUUCACACCUAAAACUCAUGUUUGGCUCAAAUGUUUCGAGUUUGGCGCCUCGGGAACGCAAAAUCCCCACUUUUUUAUCCCCCCAAAUAUCUGUUCAUUCCAUCACUUCUCAAUCUCAACCAUUGUCAAAAAUCACUUGCAAAAAUUCUCUUGUAUUGUCAUCGACAAAGCCAACAAAACCAAUUUUCAAGAUUGACAAGAUAAAAACUCAAAGUCCUAAAACCCAAAAAAUCAAACCUCUUCUUGACUGGUUUGUCCUUCACUCAAAUCAUCCAUAUCCAACUGAAGAACAAAAAGAACGUCUUGGGUCCGAGUGUGGGAUGUCUCCCAAACAGGUUGGUACUUGGUUCUCGAACAAAAGAAACAGAAACAAGAACCAAAACUAA
Messenger RNA from Entamoeba invadens IP1, 747 nucleotides. RefSeq names its product homeobox protein knotted-1, putative. Lineage: Eukaryota; Evosea; Mastigamoebida; Endamoebidae. The record is from RefSeq and is a predicted model, not a curated record. Gene Ontology annotation, molecular function: DNA binding. The transcript has a single exon. Bases 1 to 747 code for a protein of 248 amino acids. Gene Ontology annotation, biological process: regulation of DNA-templated transcription.